CUGAGGGCCGUCGCCAUGGAGACGGCAGCGGCCGCGGCCCCGGGCCCGGGCUGGGCGGCCGAAGGCGAGCGGCGGCGGCGACGCUGCUCCCGCCGGGACCGCGACCGCGAGCAGCGGCGCCGCCGAGGCCCAGGAGGCGACGCACCCCGGGCCCUGCUGGCCGCCCCGCGCGGCUCCUCGUCUUCGUCGUCGCCGCCGCCGCCGCCCGCCAGGCCCUGGUCAUCGGCUUCGUCCGGAGAGCGGCCUGGGGGCCCGAGGCGGCGGCGGCCCCGACCCAGGCCGCGGCCUCCGCGACCCCGCGCUCGAAAGCGGCCUGCCGGCUCCGGCAGCCGCGGGGAGGAGGAGGAAGAAGAGGAGGAGGAGGGUGGCGCCGACGAUGGGGAAGCCGAGGAGGAGCCGGAGGAGGAAGAGGAGGAGGAGGAGGACCUGAUCGAUGGCUUUGCCAUCGCUAGCUUCGCCAGCCUCGAGGCCUUGCAGAAGGAUGCAUCUCUUCAGCCCCCAGAGCGCCUGGAACAUCGGCUGAAGCAUUCUGGGAAACGGAAGAGGGGGGGCUCCAGUGGGGCCACCGGGGAGCCAGGGGACAGCUCUGAUCGGGAGCCUGGCCGGCCCCCUGGGGAUCGGCCUCGAAAAUGGCCCAAUAAGCGGAGAAGGAAAGAGGCCUUCUCCCGGCACUCUGUGGAAGCUGGAUACAUAUGUGAUGCAGAAAGUGAUCUGGAUGAGAGGGUCUCUGAUGAUGACCUCGACCCAUCCUUUACUGUCUCAACCAGCAAAGCCUCGGGCCCCCAUGGCGCCUUCAAUGGGAACUGUGAAGCAAAACUCUCCGUGGUCCCUAAAGUGUCGGGCCUGGAGCGGAGCCAGGAACAGCCCCCAGGGCCCGACCCGCUGCUAGUGCCUUUCCCCCAAAAGGAACCACCGCCUCCACCGGCCCCUCGGCCUCCUGUCUCACCCCCUACGCCCUUGCCGGCCACCCCCAGUCUGCCACCCCCACCCCAGCCCCAGCUGCAGCUGCGGGUCUCGCCCUUCGGCAUGCGCACUUCUCCCUACGGCAGCAGCCUGGACCUCAGCACUGGCAGCUCUUCACGGCCGCCCCCCAAGGCCCCGGCCCCUCCCGUGGCUCAGCCUCCCCACUCAUCCUCCUCCUCAUCCGCCGCCUCCUCGUCCUCGUCCACGCAGCUCAGCCACCGGCCCCCGACGCCCUCCCUGCCCCUGCCUUUGUCCACCCACGGCUUUCCUGCCCCUGGGUUGCGGCCUCCACCGCCUCCCCACCACCCCUCCUUGUUCCCCCCCGGCCCCACCCUGCCUCCACCGCCACCCCUGCUGCAGGUGCCAGGGCACCCUGGGGCCUCAGCUGCUAACACCCUCUCUGAGCAGGACCUGAUCGGCCAGGACCUGAACUCUCGAUACCUGAAUGCCCAGGGUGGCCCUGAGGUGGUGGCGGCAGGGGGCUCGGCCCGGCCUCUUGCCUUCCAGUUCCACCAGCACAACCACCAGCACCAGCACACCCACCAGCACACCCACCAGCACUUCACCCCUUACCCCCCAGGCCUGCUGCCACCCCACGGCCCCCACAUGUUUGAGAAAUACCCAGGAAAGAUGGAAGGCCUUUUCCGACAUAAUCCGUAUGCGGCCUUCCCUCCCGCAGUGCCAGGGCUCCCUCCAGGCCUCCCGCCAGCUGUCUCCUUUGGCUCCCUGCAGGGGGCCUUCCAGCCCAAGAGCACGAACCCUGAGCCGCCACCACGACUGGGGCCAGUGCCAAGCGGGCUCCCCCAGAAGGGGACACAGAUCCCCGACCAUUUCCGGCCACCUUUGAGGAAGCCAGGGAAAUGGUGCGCCAUGCACGUGCGCUUGGCUUACAUGAUCCUGAGACACCAGGAAAAGAUAAAGGGUGAUUCCCACAAGCUUGACUUUCGGAAUGACCUCCUGCCCUGCCUUCCGGGGCCCUAUGGGGCCUUGCCCCCUGGGCAGGAGCUCUCCCACCCGGCCUCCCUCUUCACUGCGACUGGUGCCGUCCACGCUGCAGCCAACCCUUUCACGGCAGCUCCCGGGGCCCACGGAGCCUUCCUGAGCCCCAGCACCCACAUUGACCCCUUUGGGCGCCCCACAAGCUUUGCCUCCUUGGCUGCCCUCUCCAAUGGGGCCUUUGGAGGGCUGGGCAGCCCCACAUUCAACUCCGGUGCCGUCUUUGCCCAGAAAGAAAGCCCAGGGGCCCCGCCAGCCUUUGCCUCUCCCCCAGAUCCGUGGGGCCGCCUGCACCGCAGCCCCUUGGCCUUCCCAGCCUGGGUCCGCCCCCCUGAGGCCGCUCGGACCCCAGGCUCAGACAAGGAGCGGCCUGUGGAGCGGAGGGAGCCCUCGAUUUCCAAGGAGGAGAAGGACAGGGACCUCCCCUUCUCACGGCCCCAGCUCCGAGUUUCUCCUGCGACGCCCAAGGCCCGGGCGGGCGAGGAAGGGGCUCGGCCCGCCAAGGAGUCGGUGCGGGUAAAGGAAGAGCGGAAGGAGGAGGCUGCUGCCGCCGCCGCUGCCGCUGCCGCUGCCGCCGCUGCCGCCGCCGCUGCUGCAGCCACUGGGCCUCAGGGCCUCCACCUGCUGUUUGAGAGGCCUCGGCCACCGCCGUUCCUGGGCCCUAGUCCGCCAGAGCGCUGCGCAGGCUUCCUGGAGCCAGCCUGGUUGGCAGGACCCCCGCGCCUCGCCAGGCCGCCCCGCUUCUAUGAGGCAGGCGAGGAGCUGACGGGACCUGGGGCUGUGGCUGCUGCCCGCCUCUACGGCCUGGAGCCCACUCACCCGCUACUCUACAGCCGAUUGGCUCCGCCACCGCCACCUGCCGCGGCCCCAGGAACCCCUCAUCUUCUCAGCAAGACCCCCCCAGGAGCCCUUUUGGGGGCGCCACCUCCACUCGUGCCGGCCCCCCGGCCCAGCUCCCCGCCGAGGGCCCCCGGCCCAGCACGGGCUGACAGGUGAGGGGAGUGUGUGUGGGACAGAGCUCCAGCUCCCCUUGCUGUUGGCCGGGCCUUGGGGCUGGGGUUGAAGCCGAGGCUGGAGGGCAAGGGUCACAACCUCAGCAGUCUGAGGCCCUGGACCCCAUGAGGGCAAGGGUCACAUGCACUGUGGGGUCACCGGGAGGGCAGAGGCCUCCAGCCUAGAGGGCGUGUGAGCAGGCCAUUGCCACGCUGAGGUGCACCGCUGCCCCAGGGGCCUCUGGAGAGGCCGCCUACUCAAGGGCUCACUCAGCCAGAGGCCGGCGCCCCUCCAGCUAGGCUGAGCUCACCUCCCGGGGCGGAGGAGGGGCUAGAGAGAAGGGGCUCCGUGUACAUAUUUAUCUCCCCUUCCGCACAGCCCUCAGACCUUUUGUACAUUUUUACAGGGGUGCCCUCCCCGCAGACCCCUCCCGGUUCAUUAAACCCUCAGACUGGUGCUGUGUUCCUAGCCUCCAGCCUCUCUGGGGGAGGGGAGGCAGGGCUCCGGGGCUUGUCCCUGGGAAGGCACCGGCCUGGGCCAGGGGAGGCCGGGUCCUUCCCGCCGGGCCACAGCCCAGGCGCCACCCGCGCCUUCAGCUCUGCCCUCCGCGCCAAGCCCCGGACCACCUCUGCGGCUCAGUGCCCUGCUCCACAGAACCGUGCUCCAGAACCCUGCUGGAGGCUGGGGGUGGGCAGAAAAGGUCCCCCGUACCACACACCAAAGAAAGGGCCUGGCCCGGGGGUGGGCGACAAGGCAGCUUCCUCCUCAGCAGCCUCGAGAGCGAGGCAGCCCCAGCCUCCCAAAGCAGCAGGUGUCUCCAGAGUGGGGCCCGUCUGGAAGGCAGGGCUCAGUUAACAAAACCCUAACGUUGACUUUUUCCCCCGGUGGGGCUUAUUCUGUAACAUGACUUGCGGAUAUUUAUAUAAAAAUGAGUGUUACAAUGAG
This is a messenger RNA of Heterocephalus glaber (naked mole-rat), 3897 nucleotides long. It is a transcript of the gene Fbrs, whose product is annotated as fibrosin. The record is from RefSeq and is a predicted model, not a curated record. NCBI's taxonomy places the organism in Eukaryota, Metazoa, Chordata, Mammalia, Rodentia, Bathyergidae.